Molecule: messenger RNA, 2293 nt
Organism: Maniola jurtina (meadow brown)
Lineage: Eukaryota; Metazoa; Arthropoda; Insecta; Lepidoptera; Nymphalidae
Product: piggyBac transposable element-derived protein 4-like
Exons: 4
Coding region: 14-1417 (467 amino acids)
Source: RefSeq, a predicted model, not a curated record
CCGAAAAAGUAAAAUGGAUCUGGAUAAUAGCCAACCAACAACAUCAAACGCCAGGCCACUUGUGGUAGCCUUCACGGUUGAGCGGAAUGCGGAGGGGGCGCUGAACGUGCUGGACAGCACACUAUUGGCUAGGAGCGAGUCUGGGCGGCUUCAUAGAUGGGAUCCUGAGUUCCUAGAGACACAAGAUGAAAACAUUGAAGUCAUCGAUCAACGUGAUGAAGAAGAAUUCAUAGACUUUGAGACCCCGACUGCCGAAGCCCUUCCGACAAACUCGGCAAGUGAGGAUGAGGACGAGGACGAGGCCGAGUUGGAGGAGCUUCGGCAGAUUUUCAAUGCUUCCGAAGACGAAGAAGCGGUCGAAGAGGAAGCGGAAGCGGAAGAAUACGCAUGGACCGCAGAUUUUAAUAUGUUCCGCGGGCAGCGGGAAGUGUUUUCCGAAACACCUGGUCCCAAGAUUGAAGGAACGGGUCCAAUGGAGCUGUUCCUUCAAAUUUGGGACCAACCCAUAAUGGACACAAUAGUAGAGGAGACAAACAGAUAUGCCAGGCAGGAACUUGAAAAGGCUGCGGAAGUAGGCAUCGGCCCAAAAAGCCGAUGGAACAAGUGGAUCGAAACGUCUGUCGCGGAAAUUUAUCGCUUGAUUUCUGUGAUGGUUUUAAUGGGCCUUUGCGUAAGAGGUAGGGUCGAUGAAUAUUGGCUUUCAGGGGUUACAAGAAUGCCCAAAAAGGAGCUCAUGACUCUGGACCGAUUUUGGCUCAUGAUGAGAUUUUUACACUUUUUCAACAAUGAAUACUCAUCGCCGCGCGACCACCCCGAUCGCAAAUUAGAAAAAAUAGCAAAGCUGCUGAACCAUUUAAACCGUAAAUUUUCUGAAAUAUAUACCCCGAGCCAAGAAAUAUCCAUUGACGAAUCCCUCCUCUUAUGGAAAGGACAUCUAAAUUGGGUACAGUGCAUCCGUUCUAAAGCGGCUCGGUUUGGUCUAAAAUCCUAUGAGCUGUGCGAGGCCUUAACGGGGUACUGUGUAAAAUUCUUUUUUUAUACAGGAAAAGGUCUCGUCAGCCCAGAACCUGUAUUAGGUUUUACCAGCGCCACUGCAAAAAUUGUCAUAAAUCUCAUGCAAGGCUUUCUGGGGAAGGGUUACACCCUUUUUAUGGACAAUUUUUAUAAUUCAGUGAAGCUGUGUAGGUUUUUAAAACUACACAAAACGGACGUAGUCGGGACUUUGAACAGGCGCAGGACUGAUACGCCUCAAGCAAUCAAAGAUGUGAACGAGCGGCAUAUGGCAAGGGGGGAGUUGGUGAGCCGACAUUGCGGUGACGUUACAGUUUUAGCGUGGAAAGACGUAAAACUAGUCACCACCAGGUCGGCUUGCUGGCCAAGAUUGUUCAAAGCCCGUAUUAGUGCACACCUACAAUAAGUACAUGGGUGGUGUUGAUCUAAAGGAUCAAAAAUUAUCCAUGUACUUAUUAGAAAGGAAGAGAGGCAUCAAAUGGUAUAUAAAAGUAUUUAGGCGGCUUAUAAAUGUAAGCAUAUUAAACGCUUACGUGAUACAUUGCGCCAAUGCGGGUCCAGGUCAAAAGCUGACGCACAGAAUGUUCCGCUAUCGUCUGGUCGAUGAGCUGAUCCAGACGUAUGGCGUGAACGCAGCUCCGCGCAACCGCAACACCGUUCCUGAUAUUGCGCGGUUAAACGCUUCACUGGGUCACUAUCCUGACCAUCAGGCUACUGACACGGUGGAGCGUUCCGUAAAGCAAAAUCGCUUUAAACGGACGGUGUGCGCGUUGCGCAAAAAAACAUGUGCGUAAGAUGUCAAACAUAGUGUGCUCGCAGUGCAAUGUGUUUCUGUGCGUCGGCCCGUGUUGGCGUGAGUAUCACAGUCUGGAAAGUUUAACAUAAUAUUUAUAAUUUUUUUUUUCUACACAUUUUUUUACAUACACACAAUAAUUACACACGCAUUAUUUUCUUUCAUUCAUAAUUUUAUUACUUUUAUUACUUGCGUUGAUGCCUCUCUUUUAUUCUUAGUCUCAUAUCAGUUAUAGAAAUCAAGCGAUAUGCUCCGCAGACGGCAAGACCGUGGCGUGUGGAAGUCUAUCAAGCGCCAUGCUAUUAUCAAAAAAGUUCAAAAUGGCGCCCACUUUUUAAAUUUUUAACCAGAUUCCAUUUUUAUGCUUAGGUCAGAUAUCGAUUUUGAAAGAAAUCGGUCUAUUAUCAAAAAAAUUCAUAAUUGCGGCCACUUAUUAAAAUAUAUUGACUACAGAUUCCAUUUUUAGGGUUCCGCAGCCAAAUGUCAAAA